CGUACUGUGGUUGCAUUGGAGUUUUAAGAAAUGAUGCAUAAGAAUGAUGGUGAUGGAUUGAAUACGAGGGUGCUUCUUCGGGACUAGCGUGUCAGCCUUACUGUGUGUCGAUGGCUUCCAUCUCGGGCUUGUCUUCCCCUCAUUGUUCCCUAUCCCCAUGUUGCAAGGUUUCUGAAUCGAACCAGCAGGUUGAUCAGGCUCAGCUAUUCUUAGUCAUAGUCAUGAUCAUUCACCAUGUCUCUCCCCGCAGGUCAGGGAAUCCUCCACCUCCAACUCCCCUCCUCCCAACCGGAACGCAUCUAUCAUGCCCGCCGCGCGCAUCGGAAAUCCCGCAAUGGAUGCUCCAAGUGUAAACAACGCCGAGUCAAGUGUGACGAAUCGAAACCCCACUGCCUCCGCUGCCAGAAGCUCAACCUGGACUGUAGCUAUGAACCCAGCAGCAGCAGCAGCAGCACGGACCCCGAGAAAAGAAUGACCCGGUUCCUGACCAGCUCGCCGGACUCCAAAGCAUACAAUCUAGCCCAAAAAGCCGUAGGCACCCAGCUCCACGACCUCCUGCAGCUACCGCAGGGAGCCUCGCCCUCUAUCCGCGUCGAGGCCCUGCAUCACUUUUAUGGUCUCUCCGACCCGGCCCUCGGGCCACAAGCCCCGCAAGCCGAGUACCAAAGACGGGUGAUCCAGCUCGGAUUCGAGUCCCCCUACCUAAUGCACGCGAUUAUCGCCUUCGCAACCUCCCACCUCCGCUACACAACCCCCACCAAACACCGCCCCUACGCCCUGACCGAAACCUACCACUGGCAACAAGCCAUCACGCAGUACUUACAGCAACUUGCCACCAUCGGCCCGCAUAACAUGGACGGCCUUUUCGGGGCGUGCCUGCUCCUAACGGUGCGCUCCUUCGAACUCGACCGCUACGACCCGCACGGCUCCUUUGUUUUCGCCACAUCCCCGAAACACACCGCCACCGCGCUGACCUGGCUCACCCUGCAGGUGGGGCUGCGGCGGCUGCUGGAGGCCACCGUCCCCUGGCAGCGGGGGAGUAUGUGGUGGGAGGUGUUCAUGGCGUCCGCGGCGCAGUAUCGCGGGGUGUUUGACGUCGACGAGAGCAAUGUUUCUGAAAAGGUGGCGGCGGGGUGGGGGCUCGAUCCCGGGCUGGCGGGUCUCUGCGGCAUCCAUGCGGGCAGCAACCCCGCCAAUAAUGUGUAUUACGAGCCGGUGCGGAUGCUGAGUGGGUUGGUGCAGCUACCCAGGGGCAUUCGGAGCUUCGGGGCGUAUACCGGCUGGAUGGGGCGGUUGGAGCCGGCGUUUUUUGAGAGGUUGGUCUGCAAGGAGGUUGCGGCGUUGGUGGUGUUGCGGCGGUGGUUGGAGUUGUUGGGGAGUGUGGAUCUGUGGUGGAUUGGGGUGAGGGUUAGGUCGGAGGUGCAGGCGAUUAAUUGGUUUCUUGGGGGAGGUUGAGUGCGUUGUUGAUUGGGGGUUCAUGGUCGGUCGAUAGGGGUAGGCUUGUUGAUGUGUUCAGAUGUGGGAUAUGGGAAGGGAGGAGGGACAGGGAAGAGGACGGAGGACGUCUCGGGUGACUUUGGGGCUUCUAUUUGCUUGUUGCACGACUGCAUACACUGCGCGGUAUAUCUGCAUCUGCAUCCUCCGAAUAGCCUGCCAAGUUCAAGGCUAGACCGCUCUACCCAGAGGCAUAGGGGACGCCGAGGUUGUCUAGGCCCAGUCGA
Aspergillus brunneoviolaceus CBS 621.78 is the source of this 1721-nucleotide messenger RNA. Its product is annotated as Zn(II)2Cys6 transcription factor domain-containing protein. Gene Ontology annotation, biological process: regulation of transcription by RNA polymerase II. Gene Ontology annotation, molecular function: zinc ion binding; DNA-binding transcription activator activity, RNA polymerase II-specific. The transcript is spliced from 3 exons. The record is from RefSeq and is a predicted model, not a curated record. The coding region runs from base 235 to 1455 and encodes 406 amino acids. Lineage: Eukaryota; Fungi; Ascomycota; Eurotiomycetes; Eurotiales; Aspergillaceae.